GUAUGUGUCUUGCUUGCAUCUAGUUCCAGUUUUCAAAUCUGCAUACAAAUCACAUACAAGGUGAAUAUGAAUUGCCUAAGGAACCUUUGAGAGGUAUCAAUUUUGGCUGGAUCUGAUGGCCAUGGAAGAAGGCAUUUUCUAGGAGGCAGUGUCACUUGGCACUAUCCAGUAGUGUUUACCUGGAGUUUACCUGGAGAGAGUUCCGGGGAUCAACGCCCCCGCGGGUGUGUCAGUUGUCGUGCAACAGUUUGCUGACAGUGUUAUAUUGUUCUACAGAAUUUUCAAUUAUCCUCAAGAAAAUCUGAUAAUGGGUGGCAAUUUCCUUUUCCAGGUUCUUGACAUUAGUUUUCUUGGCCUGAAAUCAAUUUCACUUAAACUGCAUCUCAUCCAGGCUGAAGUGCAGAUGUAAUAGGAAGUGGCAUUCUGUCACUGCAGAGUGCUUAACAAGGUUCAGUACUAGUGCCACUUCCCUUGAAACUUCAGAACCUCUUCAGGCUUAAGAUCAUCUGCACAGUAGAUUCCUUUAACUUCUAGUCCAUCACCUUUGCCAACAUUUCAAAUUAUCCCAGAAUGGAGGAAGGAGCUACAGGUGGUAUGGAAUGUGAGGAGGAGGAGCAGAACAAGGACGCAAUUAACCUGCGUCAGUGUAUCAGCCAGGCUCUCAAGACCUCAGUUAGAGAUGCGCUGGCGCUCCUCUAUCGUGAAAGAUUCCCCAUGGCACACCCUAACACACGGCCUUAUGAUGUACUCAACGCUCACGGCUGGGCUCGUACACUGCUCAAGCGUAAUCCUCAAAUGAGUGAGAGGAUCAAGGAGAACAUUGUGGACAAGCUGGACGUGUCAGCCCUUGGCAUUUUGCUGCGUUAUGGAUGUGGGCUGUCAACCAAUGAUAAGAUGUGGAAAAAUCCCUUUAGUUUAGAAGGGAAUAUUCAGAAGCUGCGUGAUCUACGGAAUGAGGAUGCUCACUGGACACAAACGACCUGCUCUAAAGAUGAUCUAGAGACCACCUGGAUGCAGCUGGUUGAGGCUGUAAGAAACGUCCUCCACCUGGGUGGCCUUACCAAACAUCAGCCCAAAAUCAUGCAACAACUGAAAGACAUUAUUCACUCAUCCGUGAUGUACCUACAAAAAAAGAUCCGGAAUGAGCUUCUGGACACCUACAGGAAUAACCGCAAGACAACACUGAUGCCUCUCUUAUGGGCCGGCAAGGACUAUGACUUCCACCACCACGUCAGCAAGACUUACACCAGCACCAGAUUCACAGUUCUUAAUGAUGGGUGAGUUUACUUACACCAGCACCAGA
Molecule: messenger RNA, 1303 nt
Organism: Cherax quadricarinatus
Lineage: Eukaryota; Metazoa; Arthropoda; Malacostraca; Decapoda; Parastacidae
Source: RefSeq, a predicted model, not a curated record